AUGAUCAGAAACGCGCCAACACGGGCGGCAACCAUAACUAGUAACCUAGAACCUAAAUUAGGCCUCAGUUUACAAAGUCAGACAGUUUCUUUGGCCCCAAUACCCAUUAGAAUGGCUCGAAAGUCGCCGUCGGUACCAAAAAAUAAAUUUCUAAAAUGUCAUGCUUCAAACCAAGUAUCUCUGUCUCUCUCAAGGCACUCAUCUACUGCCGCUAGACCCUCAUCCGAGUCUAUUGUGAGGGCCCAAAAAAUCGACACCCCUUCACAGAGCAACGCACAGAUAGCUGAAAACUCUCAUCUUGACUGGAAUACAUUUUUUCAGCUCCGAAAAAAACGACGCUGGUAUCAACAAGGUCUAUCCAUUGGUUCAAGCAUAGGCGGCGUCGUGGGGGGAGCCCAGGUCCUAACCAGUUAUGAUAUUGAUGCACUAGUUGCACAGUUUCCAUUAGAUCCUUUUAUUUCUCUUGGUCUCAUCACUUGUCUUUUUGGUGGGGUAGGCUGGCUCUUCGGGCCGGUGGUGGGAACGGCUAUGUUCAAUUUUAAAAAUCGGACGUGGAAGAAUGAGAUUGAUAACAAAGAAAGAGAGUUUUACAAAAGAGUUCGGAAACAUAGGGUUGAUCCGAGUAAUAGCAGUAUCGCAAAUCCAGUUCCCGAUUAUUAUGGGGAAAAAAUUUCAAGUGUUGCUAGCUAUCGGCAGUGGCUUAAAGACUGCCGAGCUUUCAACAAAAAACGAACAACCUAUUUGGAAUAA
This is a messenger RNA of Blumeria graminis f. sp. triticale, 750 nucleotides long. The record is from the annotation of a GenBank genome assembly. NCBI's taxonomy places the organism in Eukaryota, Fungi, Ascomycota, Leotiomycetes, Helotiales, Erysiphaceae.